CCUACCUGCAUUUGGUAUGUGACAUUAAAAUUGAAAGCACCUGGCCCCAAUCCUAUGGUGGUGUUGGAUAGUUCAGGAAAAUACGAACCGGGCGAAGGAGGAUGGCUUAGUGUAGCCUUCAAACCAACAAUGGAGAUGACAUACGAAGGCUUACUUAUAUUCAGAUUUCACAUGAAUCCGACUAGAAUGACUAUACCAGUCUCAGGGCAGGGAAUCCUACCACAGGUUCAUAUCAUUGGGCCACAUGUUAACUUUUCCCCUACUCUACCUUGGGCGGAAACUACUGACGUCUACUUUGGAUUAACGAAUCCCUGCCCUUUUCCAAUAGAACUGAUUGUAGCUCAUAGCGAUGAAAAGUGGAAGGAAGAAGAUGAAAUAUAUCAACUACUUACUAAAUAUUAUAACAAACCGGAUGAAAUGCUCGUACCAGCUAUAAGACCUGGGACUGGUUUACCAUUCGAAAUAAUAAACUUCUAUAAGAAAUUUACAGAAAAAGUUACCAAGGCUCUCGAGGAGGAAUCUGCAGCAGCAAGAGCUCUCAGUACUCGGGCUAAUACAGCAGCAAAAAAAACAGCUAAAGGCUCAAAGCCAACUCCGAAAUCAACUACUCCUAAGGAAGCAACUCCAAGAAAGUUUAGAACUGAAGCGGAAAUCGUUGCCGAUGAGAUCAAAUCAUUAAAAGAAAACAAUGUAGAUCCGCUUAAAGAAUGUUUACACGUGUUUGACCAUUCAUCGACCGAUACAAAAACAGACAAAAAUAUGAAAGGUCUUCUCGUCUUUGUACAUGGAUCCCCAUGUGAAGAAGCACAUUGUCAAGAAAUAGCUUACUCUAUCGGAAAAAGGAUAGAUUUACCCACAAUUAAUGUUGACCUCUGUAUUGUGGAAGCACUAUGUAUAUGUGAUUGUCCAGCGAAACAAAUUUUAACCAGUGCGAUACAUGAAACUUUCGAAAUGUCGCAGAAACAUGCGAAAGGGGAUUCAGACGAUAACGAUGGUGUCAGCCAAGGAUUUAAUUCAUGAGUUGCUAACGGAUUUUUUUAGCCGUCCUAAAUUUAUGAAAGGCUUUGUAGUAGACUGCUUAACGAGUCUUGUUCUAAAAAAUCCUCCAUUAGUCCUUACUACAGUGUUGAGGUGUAAGCCCACAAUAUGGAACGUACACCUUGUGUUAUGUCAGUCUGAUUUCUAUAGGUGGGCACAAACGUAUGAAGAAACUCACAGGGAAAAUGAUUUGAUUGAUGAGAACAUGUCCAAAGUUUAUGACGAAGUUGAAAUAGAAGGCAUAAUAAAAUCUUUUGAAGAUAUGACUGCAGAAGAAUUUGAAAACUCAUCCCCAGAGUUAAAAUCUAUUUAUAUAAAUUAUGGGUUAGAGGAACGUCGACAAAAAUAUUACGAAUCAAUAGGACAAGUCGGGGAAAUUAUCCGAAAGGACAAAUCUGGUAAAGAUCGUAGCAAAUCUUUGUUGCAAGUAGAUGCAUCGGAGUCAAAGAAGAAAA
This is a messenger RNA of Manduca sexta (tobacco hornworm), 1493 nucleotides long. RefSeq names its product hydrocephalus-inducing protein-like. Gene Ontology annotation, biological process: axonemal central apparatus assembly; cilium movement. Gene Ontology annotation, cellular component: axoneme. The record is from RefSeq and is a predicted model, not a curated record. The coding region runs from base 55 to 1020 and encodes 321 amino acids. The transcript is spliced from 11 exons. Lineage: Eukaryota; Metazoa; Arthropoda; Insecta; Lepidoptera; Sphingidae.